This is a messenger RNA of Colletotrichum spaethianum, 450 nucleotides long. RefSeq lists its product as uncharacterized. Bases 1 to 450 code for a protein of 149 amino acids. The transcript has a single exon. NCBI's taxonomy places the organism in Eukaryota, Fungi, Ascomycota, Sordariomycetes, Glomerellales, Glomerellaceae. The record is from RefSeq and is a predicted model, not a curated record.
AUGUUCACCAACGUGAAACGUUCUCUCGAGUUCGAGGCCUCCCAAACCCGGACUUUGCAAGGCAGGGCUACGAACUGUGAGAUGGAUCGUUAUAUGAGAAUGAUUGAGUUUAGCGUCAUUCUGCUCACGAAGUCAUCAGACUUUAUCGGGUCGUUGCAACCUAUUUACGACAAAAUCUUUGCCGGAGCCUUCGAUGAGGAUAUCACGGCGGAGAAACUCAGGGCGCACUACGAACGCAAUCCUGACCUCGACCCCAACGCUUUCAUGCAAUACGUUUUCCUCAACCCCAAGGCUGCUGUCCCGGGACUAAGGCGGGCCGCGCAGGCGUCUGAGCUGUUUUGGCUACCAACUACGAGUAAACGCGAUGGAAAGGCGUUAUCGGAGACCUCCCGCCAUGAAGUGAAGAUAGUUUGGUCGCCUUUCUCCAUGACUUGUUUUGCACUUGGCUGA